Brassica oleracea var. oleracea is the source of this 1491-nucleotide messenger RNA. RefSeq names its product serine carboxypeptidase-like 1. Gene Ontology annotation, biological process: secondary metabolic process; proteolysis. Bases 393 to 1409 code for a protein of 338 amino acids. The transcript has 14 exons. Lineage: Eukaryota; Viridiplantae; Streptophyta; Magnoliopsida; Brassicales; Brassicaceae. Gene Ontology annotation, molecular function: serine-type carboxypeptidase activity; acyltransferase activity, transferring groups other than amino-acyl groups. The record is from RefSeq and is a predicted model, not a curated record.
UUGAAGAACUAAUGGCUAAAGAUUACGUUUCCUCUGUUCUGAAAUCUCUACUUCUGCUUCUUCAACUUGUCUUGUUGAUUCAUGAUGCUGAUUCUGCCUCCAUCGUUAAAUUUCUUCCUGGUUUUGAUGGCCCUCUUCCAUUUGAACUCGAAACCGCGUUUAUUUUCUCUUCUUUGUUGUGGUUAAUUGAAUCUAUGUUGACUCUUAGUAGGUUACUGUUUUCUUGUGAAUGAAGGUACAUUGGUGUUGGUGAGGAGGAGGAAGUGCAAUUGUUCUACUACUUCAUAGAGUCUGAGAGGAACCCUGAAGAAGACCCUCUUCUUCUCUGGCUAAGUGGAGGACCUGGCUGCUCUUCCAUCUCUGGCCUUCUUUUUGAGAAUGGGCCUCUAACUAUGAAGCUUGAUGCUUACAAUGGAAGUCUGCCUUCUUUGGUCUCUACUACAUACUCAUGGACCAAGGUUUCAAACAUAAUAUUCUUGGAUCAACCUGUUGGAACUGGCUUCUCCUACUCAAGAACUUCACUUCAUAACAAACCGAGUGAUUCAGGGGAGGCCAAACGGAUCCAUGAAUUUCUUCAAAAUUGGCUAGGAAAGCAUCAAGAUUUUACCUCAAACCCUUUCUAUGCUGCAGGAGAUUCUUAUUCCGGUAUGAUUAUUCCGGCUCUGGUUCAAGAAAUCUCAAAAGGAAAUUAUCAAUGUUGCAAUCCUCCAAUUAAUCUUCAGGGCUACAUGCUCGGUAACCCAAUAACAGAACAUAGUGGUGUAAACUACCGCAUUCCAUAUGCUCAUGGUAUGGCACUCAUCUCUGAUGAGCUCUACGAGUCGCUAAAAAGAGUAUGCAAAGGAGAGUAUGCAUAUGUUGAUUCACGUAACACAGAGUGCUUGAAACUCCUUGAAGAAUAUAAUAAGUGUACAGAUAGAAUAACUCUUUUUAUUAUACAACAUCCUUUGUGUGAAACUGAAACUCCAAAUUGCUAUAUUUAUCGCUAUUUGUUAUCUACCUACUGGGCUAAUGACAAAACCGUACGUAAGGCUCUUCAAAUCAAUGAGGAGAGUAUAGGGGAAUGGAUACGAUGUAAUCUGGAUAUUCCUUACAAUCAUGACAUUGUAAGUAGCGUACCUUACCAUAAAAACAACAGUAUCAGUGGCUAUCGUUCUCUCAUCUUCAGUGGUGAUCAUGAUAUGGCAGUGCCUUACCUUGGAACUCAAGCUUGGAUAAGGUCUCUCAACUAUUCCAUCAUUGAUGAUUGGAGGCCAUGGAUGAUCAACGACCAAAUCGCUGGAUACACAAGAACUUAUGCAAAUAAAAUGACAUUUGCUACUAUCAAAGGAGGUGGGCACACGCCAGAGUAUAAACCAGAGGAAAGUUUUAUCAUGUUCGAAAGGUGGAUCAGUGGCCAACCUCUGUAAAAGAGUAAAUUAAUUAUGAGUCUUUCAAGUGACUCGAAAUAAAACUCCUACAUAAUAUGUUAAUCUACUUUGUAAAGCAACU